Messenger RNA from Mercenaria mercenaria, 757 nucleotides. RefSeq lists its product as uncharacterized. Lineage: Eukaryota; Metazoa; Mollusca; Bivalvia; Venerida; Veneridae. The record is from RefSeq and is a predicted model, not a curated record. Gene Ontology annotation, biological process: peptidyl-glutamate ADP-deribosylation.
UUUAAAUGGAUGUUCGUGUGGGCAGGUAGGGUGUUUUUGAGUGAUUUUUGUGCGGGAAAAAGGGAAAAAAUGACUGGGAAAAAGACCCCCCCCCCUAUAAAAUGGGGGGUAUUUUAAUGGGUGUACGUUCAUUUUAGAGCACGCUUAUUGCUUCAAAUAAACCUUGAACAGCGGUAAUAUACAUUGGACCAGAGAUGAAUGGGAUGGUUGAAAGUUUCAACCAAAGAUAAAAAAUAAUUUUUGCAUAAAUUGACUUAUCGUAAGUAUAUAAAAAGCAGUGUGUUGCCUUCAUUGAGAUCAAACAACAUGGGUUCAGUUUCCUAUCAACACGGCGAUAUUACUAGCAUAAGAGGCGUGGAUGCUAUUUGUCAUCAGGUGAACUGUUUGACUGUAAAAGCUCAUGGCCUGUCAUCACAAAUAGCUAAGAAAUAUCCGUGGGCUGAUAUCUAUGCGAAAAGAAAAUCGAUAGGAAAUAGAAAUCUAGCCACGGUGGAAACGAGAGGAACGCCAGGCGAUGUUGCUAUAUACGGAGACAAUUCGGGUUUUCACGUUGUUUGUUUGUUAGCCCAGUGGGAAUACGGCAAAUGCUUUCAGUCGCGAAGAAAACAAAUUUCACCGUAUUAUGAUACACCAGAGAAAAGGUCGGGAUGGUUCAAGGAAUGCUUGGACAAACUAGGAAAACGCGAUGACAUACAAACGAUUGCCUUUCCAGAAAAUAUCGGAUGCGGAUUAGCCGGAGGGAAUUGGAAAAUCUACU